AUGUCCGCUUCGGUUACGAAAAGUUCGGAUCAAAAGACCCGUGCUCCCAGCAUUCAAUGGACUCGCGAAGAGGAUCAGACACUGAAGCAGAUGCGGGAUGCCGGCUACAGCUGGAGUGAGAUUGCAAAGGCAUUUCCUGCGCGAUCAGCAGCGGGCAUUAGGACGCGCUGGACCAAGAACAGGUUGUGGGCCCAAAUUGCAGAAGCUCAUGUGAUUAGGUUCUUGCUAAAUUCCGGUACCCUCCGUGAAGCUAUCAGAGAAUACGAGGACAAUGUACGAAAGGAUAAAUGGAAGGUAAUUGGACAGCGAGCAGGCAUCCCCGAAAAAUCCUGUGAGAUCUACGCGACAUAUCACUUCAGCGGCGACUUGUGGAUGCCUGCCCAGAAGCUGGAGAUCACAAGGGAAAAAGGGUACACCGAAGAGACCCAUGAGACAAACAACCAUAAGACUGGACUGGAGCCAGUUGAGAACAGACUGGCAUUUCCAAUGGGGAAAAACCAAAGUAACGACGACGACGGAGCGGAGAGGAAUAUCGAGUCUGAUGCCCUCAAUGAAUCAUCUAUGAGAAUCCAGAAAGCUUUCUCGCGCCCUCUAUCUAUCGAGAGAUCAAUUUCUUCAUCAAGACGAGAUGAAGAAAUAUCAUGUUCAACAACUUCAACCAGUCUGGUGCGGCACGGCAGCCAAUCGGACAGCGAAUCAUCUUCUGUCCAGACCAAUCUUGCCUCCAAAAUUGUCCUACGAACCGUAGCCUUCUCCAACAGCCAAAGACUAAAGACACUCGCUUCAUCACCACGUGAGACUAGUGGAUCUGCUUCGGAUUCCCGCUCCAGAGACGUACCAACUACUCGGCGCUCUAAAUCCACAAAACGUUCUCUGCAGGACUUCAACGAAGAUGAUCAUGCCAAUGAGGACGAGGACGAGGAUGAGGACAGAGUACCUUGUGCUAAGCGGAAGCGAGGAAGUCUGGAUGCGCCGAUAAGACUCUUUGCUUGCCCUUACGCGAAAUUUGACCCUGAACGAUACUCGGAGCGGAACAAUGAUGAAAAGAACUAUCGAAAAUGCUCCAGUAAAUACCUCAGAGAUAUUGGCCGCGUGAAGCAACACCUCUGCCGAACUCACAUGCGCCCACAAUGGUACUGUCCUAACUGCUACAAAAGCUUUGGUUUGCGAGAACAUUUCAAUGAGCACAUUAUGGCACGCCCUCGUUGUGAUCGGAGCGCAAUCCGAUACGAGGAAAUGAUGACAGACGAUCAGUUCAAGGAGCUCAAACGACGAAAUCGGGGAAACAGUCAAUACGAAGCUUGGUACAAGAUCUUUCAACUCUUGUUCCCAAAUUCUCAGCGGCCGAUAUCUCCCUAUGUUUUGACUUGCGAUCAAGGCAUGGUGAAGCACUUUGUCAGCCUAUUCCAAGUGAUUGGUCCACAAGAAACCUUCCAAAAAAUACAGGACAGCCGAGCAUGUGGUCCAGGAUCGGUUCAACUUGACAUAUCAACCCAAGCUAUCGUCGAUGAGGCAUUCGAGAUUGCGAUGCCCGACCAUUUGGAGCAGCUGGAGGGAAAUAGGCGAGUCCAGUACGAGCAGAUCACCAUGGCCGAACCAUCGAGGCAACAAUUACAGGAUCGUCAACUGGCCUCUUCGUUAACCCUGGAGCAUGACGGCCGAACUGUCGUUGCCCAGGCAGUAUCAGACCAUCCUUUUCAGGUGCCGCAAACCGGGCAGCCGAGCUCAUACGCUGUGCUUCAACCGGGUUGGAUGAUCCAGCAGGUGCCCGAGCCUUCACAUUCUUUAGAUGAGUUCGGUCUCGAUACUCCUUCGGACUUACCCAUCGAGAUUACGGAUUUGUUUCAUCCAUAUGGAAUGCUGUUUGGCAGUUCAGAUACGGAUGCCGGUGAUUAA
This is a messenger RNA of Exophiala spinifera, 1896 nucleotides long. RefSeq lists its product as uncharacterized. NCBI's taxonomy places the organism in Eukaryota, Fungi, Ascomycota, Eurotiomycetes, Chaetothyriales, Herpotrichiellaceae. The record is from RefSeq and is a predicted model, not a curated record. Bases 1 to 1896 code for a protein of 631 amino acids. The transcript is spliced from 5 exons.